AUGUCUUUGGGUCUUUGGUGUAAUUUUUGCGAAGACCAUGAAGGACUGGGGCCCAUCUCUUCCAGAUAUGGCGAUUUCACGCUUUGUUUUAUGGAUGGCUGCUUGCUGAAUGGUACUGCACUGCUCAUGCUACUUUUCGGCUCCAAGGAGCUGGUUCAGCUGUGCCGAAAGCCUCAUCCUGGCGUCAAAUACAGAAAAAACUGGCUACUUAUCUCUAGAAUGUCCUUAGUGACCCUCCAGCUGGUGUUUGCCACCGUGGCGCUAUUUCACGACAAAACAGCAGUAGAGAAGCAGUGGGCAUCGCAGACACAGCGAGUUUUGGGCUUUCUGUCGAUUUUGGUGGCAUUAGCGCUGCACUGGGUCGAAUAUUUCCGGUCCAAUGUCUCCAACGGAAUUUUGCUAUUUUACUGGUUGUUCCAAGCUCUGUUCAGUCUCUGUGCAAUUGUGAACCUACAAAUUAGAUUGACGUACGAAAAUGUCAUGCCCGUAUCCGAAAUCGCUUUCAAACUACUCACUGUUCAUUGUAUUACAAGUUUCCUAAUUUUGGCGUUGGAAGCCAUGUUCACGAAGCCCUUACAAGGCCGUGGAGACUUGGCGAGCCAAACUAAACGCAAAGGGAAUCCAUACGACACUGCUAACAUCUUUUCUCGCAUCUCUUUCUCGUGGAUGACACUAAUGAUGAAAACUGGCUACGAAAAGUACUUGACUGAAAACGAUUUGUACAAGCUACCUAAAAGUUUUGGUAGUGCUGAGAUCUCCGAGUCAUUUGGCAGAUACUGGGAUUACGAGGUGAAACACAGGACCAAACCAUCCCUAACAUGGGCACUUUUGAUUACUUUUGGUGGGAAAAUGAUCGUUGGAGCUUUAUUCAAAGCUUCUUUCGAUAUCCUUGCGUUCACGCAACCACAGCUUCUCAGAAUCUUGAUUAAAUUUGUGGGCGAAUACACCGAGAAAAGUGCUCUUACCGAAAUCCCAAUAAUAAAAGGGUUCAUGAUCGGCAUAGGUAUGUUUUUGGUGAGUGUGAUUCAAACUUCUGUUUUGCAUCAGUACUUCCUACGUGCUUUUGACACUGGUAUGAACAUUAAGAGUGGGCUCACUUCUGUGAUCUACCAGAAGUCUCUACUUUUAUCGAAUGAGGCUUCUGCAACUUCCUCUACGGGUGAUAUUGUAAACCUUAUGAGUGUUGAUGUGCAACGUUUGCAAGAUUUAACACAGUGGGGACAAAUCAUAUGGUCAGGACCCUUCCAACUCAUUCUGUGCUUGGUUUCCUUGUACAAACUGUUAGGUCCAUCUAUGUGGGUUGGUGUGAUCAUUAUGAUUAUCAUGAUUCCAAUGAACUCAGUUAUUGUAAGGUUCCAAAAGAAACUUCAAAAGAUUCAGAUGAGAAACAAGGAUGAGAGGACUCGUGUUAUCAGCGAAAUCCUGAACAACAUCAAAUCUCUCAAGCUUUACGCAUGGGAAAAUCCUUAUAAGGAAAAAUUGGAGCAUGUUAGAAACGAGAAGGAGCUCAAAAACUUAACCAAAAUGGGUUGCACUGUUGCCUUGGCUAACUUUCAGUUCAACAUCGUCCCAUUUCUGGUUUCUUGCUCCACUUUCGCGGUUUUUGUAUUGACUCAAAAUGGUCGUCCACUCACUACAGAUUUGGUGUUCCCAGCUCUUACUUUAUUCAACUUGUUGUCCUUCCCGCUAGCAGUGAUCCCAACUGCUAUAACCUCCUUCAUUGAGGCGUCGGUUUCUGUCACUCGUUUGCACAAGUUCCUGACCAGCGAAGAAUUACAGGGCGAUUCUGUCCAGCGGGAGCCUAAAGUGACUUCCAAUGGCCAAGUUGCCGUGAGUGUUGGCGCUGACGCUACUUUCCUAUGGCAAAGAAAGCCCGAAUACAAGGUAGCGCUGAAAAAUAUCAACUUCCAAGCUAAGAAAGGUGAAUUGACAUGUAUUGUUGGAAAGGUUGGGAGCGGUAAAAGUGCUCUUAUUCAAGGAAUCCUUGGUGAUCUUUUCAGGGUGAAGGGCUUUGCUACAGUUCACGGUAGCGUUGCUUACGUAUCUCAAGUUCCAUGGAUCAUGAACGGAACCGUUAAAGAGAACAUUAUUUUCGGCCACAGGUACGAUGCAGCCUUUUACGACAAAACUAUCAAAGCGUGCGCUUUGAGCGCAGAUCUCGCCACACUUCCUAAGGGUGAUCAAACAUUGGUGGGUGAGAAGGGAAUUUCAUUGUCAGGUGGUCAAAAAGCGCGUCUUUCCUUAGCCAGAGCUGUGUACGCCAGAGCAGACACUUAUUUAUUGGAUGAUCCACUAGCAGCCGUUGAUGAGCAUGUUGCCAAGCAUUUGAUCGAGCACGUCUUGGGUUCAAGUGGUCUUUUGAGCACCAAGACGAAGGUUUUAGUCACAAACAAAAUAACAGUCUUGUCGAUCGCUGAUAACAUCACACUUUUGGAAAAUGGUGAGAUUAUUCAACAAGGUUCUUACCAAGAGGUUACCAGUGACAAAACCUCUGCUCUAUUCAAGAUCAUCAACAGCUUCGGUAAAACGAAGAAAACAAAAGAAAGCUCUUCGAAAUCAUCUACUCCGGAAAGCGGGCUCGUUGUCGAGGAUAAUAUUGACAUACAGAAACUCGAUGAAGACGUUGUUGAUUUUGAUAAACGCAGUUUACGCAGAGCAAGUGACGCCACUUUGGGAAGUUUAGGAUUUGGAGAUGAAGAGCAACCUUCUAUGAAAGAACAUCGUGAACAAGGUAAAGUCAAGUGGGACAUUUACUUGGAAUACGCCAAGGCGUGUAACCCCAGACAUGUUGUGGUGUUCAUGUGUUUUGCUGUCCUCUCUAUGUUUUUGUCUGUUGCCGGUAGCGUGUGGUUGAAGCAUUGGUCGGAGGUAAACACCAAGUAUGGUGCCAACCCUCAUGUUGGUAUGUACCUGGGUAUCUACUUCCUGCUGGGAGCAGGUUCUGCCCUCUCAACCCUGGUGCAAACAGUCAUCUUAUGGGUUUACUGCACCAUCCACGGAUCGCGCUACUUGCACGAUGCAAUGACGGCAUCUGUUUUAAGGGCCCCUAUGUCAUUUUUUGAGACAACACCUAUUGGAAGAAUUCUAAACAGGUUUUCAAAUGACAUAUACAAAGUCGAUGAGCUACUGGGAAGAACUUUUGCACAAUUUUUCAUCAACACCAUUAAGGUUUCAUUCACAAUUUUGGUGAUCUGUUACUCAACUUGGCAGUUCAUCUUUAUUAUUGCGCCUUUGAGCACCCUGUACAUUUACUACCAGCAAUACUACCUGAGAACGUCUCGAGAGCUUCGUCGUUUGGAUUCAGUCACUAGAUCGCCGAUCUACGCCCACUUCCAGGAGUCUCUGGGCGGAAUUAGCACCAUCAGAGGGUACGGCCAACAAAACCGUUUCAUUCAUAUCAAUCAAGCCCGUGUGGACAAUAAUAUGAGCGCGUAUUAUCCAUCGGUUAACGCUAACCGCUGGUUGGCUUUCAGACUAGAAUUUAUCGGAUCUGUGAUUAUUUUUGGUGCUGCAGUUUUGGGAGUUUUCCGUUUGAAGCAGGGAACUUUAAGCGCCGGUAUGAUCGGUCUAUCUUUAAGUUAUGCCCUGCAAAUUACCCAGUCUCUAAAUUGGAUUGUUCGCAUGACUGUGGAAGUCGAGACCAAUAUUGUGUCAGUGGAAAGGAUUAAAGAAUAUUCGAGCUUGCCCUCUGAAGCUCCUGCCGUUAUUGAAGAUAGCAGACCAUCGGAAAACUGGCCCAGUGAGGGUUCCAUCAAGUUCGAAAACUAUUCCACUCGUUACAGACCGGAGUUGGAUCUAAUUCUAAAAGACAUCAAUCUCGAAAUUAAGCCGCAAGAGAAAAUUGGAAUUGUGGGACGUACUGGUGCCGGUAAGUCAUCUUUGACCUUGGCGCUUUUCAGAAUCAUAGAGGCGGCUAGUGGUCAUAUUUCUAUUGACGGACAACCGAUAAAUGAGAUUGGCCUACAAGAUUUGAGACGGCACCUGUCAAUCAUUCCUCAAGACUCCCAGGUUUUCGAAGGUACUGUCAGAGACAAUAUUGACCCCACUCGCCAAUUUACUGACGAACAGAUAUGGCACGCUCUAGAGCUUUCGCAUCUUAAGGACCACGUCAAGAGCUUAGGCAAAGAUGAACUCGAAUCGAUGUUGACUGAAGGUGGUAGUAAUCUAUCUGUUGGUCAAAGACAGCUCAUGUGUUUGGCGAGAGCACUGUUGGUCCCAUCUAAGAUUCUGGUGUUGGAUGAAGCUACGGCAGCGGUAGACGUCGAGACUGAUCAGGUCAUUCAGGAAACAAUUCGCACAGCAUUCAAAAAUCGAACCAUUUUGACCAUAGCUCACAGAAUAAACACUAUUCUCGACAGUGAUAGAAUCAUCGUUUUGGACCAAGGUAGAGUUGCCGAGAUCGAUUCACCCCAAAACUUGCUGAAAAAUUCUGAAAGUCUGUUUUACGCCCUUUGUCAUGAAGCGGGUUUAACAAAGGACUGA
This is a messenger RNA of Lachancea meyersii CBS 8951, 4482 nucleotides long. The record is from the annotation of a GenBank genome assembly. NCBI's taxonomy places the organism in Eukaryota, Fungi, Ascomycota, Saccharomycetes, Saccharomycetales, Saccharomycetaceae.